GCUUCACAGAUAUCUCGGUCAUUUCCUUUUCUACACUUCGUCGUUUUAAAAAUCAUCUAUGUGAGCUGAAGGGAGAGAACGGAAACAUUUGAUCGUCUUUUUUCCAAAGGAAUGAUUUGAGAGUGUAUUCGUGCCAUGGCGGAGGAGAGCGGUGUGUAGGUCAGGAGAACAGUCCAAACUCUUGACAGUAUCCGGGUCCGACUGCAGCCACCAUGAGCUGACAACUGUGGCAUCUUGUACUAAAGCUGACUUGAACACAUGGCACGGAUAACCCUGUCCUGCCUGCCGGCGUCCUGGUACUGCAGCGUGACGCUGCUGUCUCUGGGAUGUGCUCCCAGGCAGAGGCUGCUGUUCCUGCUGCUGCUGUUCAUCAGCUCGGCCAUCCUCCUGCUGGAGACCUACCACCGGCAGCUGUGGGGCUCCCAGCGACAACCCGGGGCCGGCGUCAACAAAUUCCUCUCCUUUGCUGAGUCCAUGGAGGCCACGGACGUCCUCAAUCCUGCUCUGAAUUAUGGGAUAGUUGUGGACUGCGGCAGCAGCGGCUCCAGGGUGUUUGUGUACUACUGGCCCCCCCACAACGGGAACCCCCACACCCUGCUGGACAUCCAACAGAUGAGGGACCGGGACCGCAAACCUGUGGUCAAAAAGAUCAAACCUGGCAUCUCCACUCUGGCGUACAAACCCGGGCAGGCCAGCGACUACCUGCAGCCUCUCCUCAGCUUCGCUGCCGCUUACGUUCCAAAGAAGAAGCACAAAGAGACGCCGCUUUACAUCCUCUGCACGGCCGGGAUGCGGCUGCUACCGGAGAGCCAGCAGGCGGCCAUCCUGGACGACCUGGUCACCGACGUUCCUCUGGAGUUCGACUUCUUGUUCUCCCGCUCUCAUGCGGAGGUCAUCUCUGGGAAGCAGGAAGGGGUGUACGCUUGGAUCGGGAUCAACUUCGUCCUGGGUCGGUUCGACCACGCUGACGGCGAGGAGGCCACGGUGGAGGUGACGACCGGCUCUCAGAACCAGCCGUCCAUCAGCCGGCGCCGCACCGUGGGCAUCAUGGACAUGGGCGGAGCCUCCCUGCAGAUCGCCUACGAGGUUCCCAGCGCCAUCACGUUCAGCUCCCCUCAGGAGGAGGAGGCGGGGAAGAGCGUCCUGGCAGAGUUCAACCUGGGCUGUGACGUGGAGCACACGCAGCACGUGUACCGGGUCUACGUCACCACCUUCCUGGGCUUUGGAGGAAACAUGGCCCGGCAGCGCUACGAGGACCGGCUGGUCAACAGCACCUUCACCAAGAGCAGGUUCCUAACCUCCCAGACGGGUCUGAGCGAGGCCAAGCCGUACCUGGACCCGUGUCUGCCGGUGGGCCUGUCGGACACCGUGGUCCGGGACAACCGCACGCUGCACCUGAGGGGGCAGGGGGACUGGGCCCGGUGUCAGGAGGCCGUCAGACCCUUCCUGGGCCUGCACAACGGCACCAUGUCCCCGCAGGGCGUCUACCAGGCUCCCAUUAACUUCAGCAACAGCGAGUUCUUCGGCUUCUCUGAGUUCUUCUACUGCAUGGAGGACGUGCUGAGGAUCGGAGGCCGGUACAACAGUGAGAAGUACAGCCGCGCCGCCAAGGACUACUGCGCCACCAGGUGGUCCACGCUGAAGCAGCGGCUGGACAACCAGCUGUUCUCCCAGCAGGCCGACUCCAACAGGCUCAGGUUCCAGUGCUUCAAGUCGGCCUGGAUGUACGAGGUUCUGCACUCCGGUUUCCGUUUCCCCUCCGACUACCCGAGCCUGAAAACGGCUCAGCUGGUUUACGACAAGGAGGUCCAGUGGACCCUGGGGGCCAUCCUGUUCAAAACCCGCUUCCUGCCUCUCAGGGACCUGCAGCAGGAAACGCUGCGGCAGAACCACCCCAGCUGGCUGCGCACCUCCUUCGUCUACAACCACCACCUGUUCUCGCUCUGCAUCCUGGUGGUGCUGCUGGCCAUCCUGCUCUACAUCCUGCGCCUGCGCAGGAUCCACCAGCGAGAGCUGCGGCAGGCCGAGGUGCUGGACCUGCUGUGGGUGGAGGAGGGGGAGGCCCUGCUGCCCUGAGGCCCGGACUGGGACCUGGACCUGGACCUGGACCAGGACCUGCUGUGGGCGGAGGAGGGGGAGGCCCUGCUGCCCUGAGGCCCGGACCGAGACCAGGACCAGGACCGGGACUCUAACCUGACCGUAUCUGGACCACGACAACCCAGGAACUGUGAGUACGGACAGAGAAGACCGUUCUCCACAGAAGAGCACAAAGGGAAUGGUGAUGUAAGAGGAGAUCCACGUCUGGACGGAGGAACAUCAUUAAUCACCUCCCCAGUUUCUACUCUGAUGCUGCAGCUCUAAACACUUCCUCCUCUUCAUCACCUCUGGAUUAACAGAACCACCCCGUGUUACAGCAUCAAAACACCGUCUUCUUUCCUCCCAAAUGUUCUCUACGAUCUUCCUGGCAGUCCGGACUUUAGAACUGAUCUCAAUGCCAAGGCAAACCUGUUCACCUCGGAGCAGGAAGUGUGGGAGGGGUUUGUGGCUCCGCUGAGAUGACCCCUCAACGGAGAGGAGGGAGAAGGAACUCCUUCACCUCGGGUUCUUUCAGGAUUCAGGUUUUUUCUUAUCGUUUGACUUGGAUUUGUCUUUUUUUAAUCAAGCGUUCUUGCCUUGUUUUCCCCCUGGCAAGUCCCACUCAGGAAACCAGAUCAUUCAUGGUGGUUCUGUCCUGCUCUCCCGUCUCUCCUUCCACCAGAGGAGACAGAGGUUUGACCGGCGCCGUGGCGUCACAGCGAGACAGAGCUCUGCAGGACGGGGCCGGCCAGCCCCAGAUGUUGCUGCGGAGGCUCCGCGUACGUACCGGUACAUCACACGCUUCCCCGCUCCUGGGAUUUAUAGGACGGCUUUCCGUAAACAGUUUCCUCCAAAGUCCUAAUUGUGCUGUUUUAACGUGCACUCUGGGACUGAAGGUGCACCGUCCCGGGACCGCUGUCCGGUGCGUUAGCGUCUUAUUGUUUGACUUACUGCUUUUUAUCUUCGGUCCCACACUUUCCAAAUUCUAGUGGAUCAUUUCUGUGUUAGACGUCACCGUUUCAUUCCUUUUAUUCCGGUCAUGUGAGGUUAGCCGGCAGCCGGCACGGACCGGCCUGGAUGCCGGUCGCUAUGGCGACCGUAGCGUCGGUAACGGCCGGACUGAUGCGGUGGCGGGAUGCUGGUUCUGUUGCUGCCAGAGCCGUCGGGCAGGACCGACCAGCUCCAUAAUCAGGGCUUUGUUUCAGCAUCUUCUCCACGGUGUAAAUGUUUUGUAUUAAAUCAGCGGGGAACUAAGGGAUUUGUACAUUUAAAAUGUUAAUUUCUUUCUUCUUCCGUUUAUCCUGACACACAAGUUCUGUCACUGUGAGUUUGUUUCAUUUAUACUUCAGAAAUACUGGUAAAUCCUCCGUAAUAGGAGCUUACGACAGCAGCUUUAAGUCUGAAACAGUCGGUGCUGGAUUGCCAGACCAGAUCCUGCAGAGUCGGACCUCUCCCACUGCACCAGGUUGGAUUCCAGGAUUCCUGCUGCGUCUCUGAUGUUUCAACUCCUGUCGAGGACCAAUCUUUCCCGAGCUGGGCAUUGUGCAAUGUUGAACACUAAUUCACUGAAGGGACACUUGAUUUUUCUGUUGUUUAAUGUUUGUAACAGACUUAAUUCUAACAGGAAUGUGAACUGAAAUAAUUCCAGAUGAAUUAAAGAGAGAAAGGAGUCCUUUUGGAAUAAAAGUGGUUCUGUGUGUGUUGAUCC
Messenger RNA from Cololabis saira (Pacific saury), 3784 nucleotides. RefSeq names its product ectonucleoside triphosphate diphosphohydrolase 7-like. Gene Ontology annotation, cellular component: membrane. The coding region runs from base 259 to 2076 and encodes 605 amino acids. The transcript is spliced from 14 exons. The record is from RefSeq and is a predicted model, not a curated record. NCBI's taxonomy places the organism in Eukaryota, Metazoa, Chordata, Actinopteri, Beloniformes, Belonidae. Gene Ontology annotation, biological process: nucleoside diphosphate catabolic process. Gene Ontology annotation, molecular function: nucleoside diphosphate phosphatase activity.